CUUGUUGAUAUGACGACACAACUAUGUGGUCAAACAAUGGUUGCAUUUUCUUCAUCUCUUGUCAAGUUGAUAUAACGUCAUAUAUUUUUGUAAAUACUAAAUAUGAACAAAAAUCGCUGGACAAGGCUUUUUGAACGGCAGCGCAUGAACAAAAAUGAAGAAGAAAGUAAGGGACAAGAGUCAACCUUGAAGAAAAAGAAAGACGAGACUCCAAAAACAAACUGGAAGGAAUGGGUAAUCGAUCCAUCAGAAGAAUUUUAUUAUACAUGGUUGCAAAUUAUGACGCUCCCUAUCUGCUACAACUGGGUCAUCAUAAUAUGCAGGACAUGUUUCUAUACAAUUGAGGAGGCAUAUGUCGCAACAUGGCUCACCUUGGAUUACCUCUGUGACUUGGUUUAUGUGCUUGACACAAUUAUUGGGUUUCGCACAGGUUUUCUGGAGCAGGGUAUCCUGGUGCGAGACUUGUCCCGUUUAAAAACGCGUUAUUUACGCUCCUCUCGCUUCAAGUGGGACAUGACCUCCCUGCUGCCCACGGAUCUGCUCUACCUACAGCUGGGGAUCCACACACCUCUGGUCCGGGUGAACCGCUUCUUGCGCACAGGCCGUCUGAACGAGGCCCUGGACCGCAUGGAGACGCGCACAUCCUUCCCGAACGCCUUCCGCGUUGCCAAACUCAUGCUGUAUAUCUUCGUCCUGAUCCACUGGAACGCAUGCAUCUACUUCUCCCUGUCAAAUUACAUAGGGUUUGGCGCGGACCCCUGGGUCUACCCCAAUAUCUCCCACCCGGAGUUUGCCUCCAUGAGACGCCAAUACUUUUACUGCUUCUGGUUUUCCACCCUCAUCCUCACCACAGUGGGCGACACACCAACGCCCGAGCGGGAAGAAGAGUAUAUGUUUCUGAUCGCAGACAUGUUGAUCGCCGUGUUGGUGUUUGCUUCGGUCGUGGGCAGCAUGGGGGACGUGAUUUCCAGCUUGCGUGACCGUGACAAUGUGUUUUUUCCUGACCACGAGCUGGUGAAGGGUUACCUGCGCAGCCACCGCAUUAGCAAGGAGCUGCAGAAGCGCGUCAACGACUGGUAUCAGCAUCUGCACAUCAACAAAAAGAUCACACGGGAGAAUGAGAUUCUUCAACAUCUUCCAAUGACACUUCAGACAGCCACUGCCGUGAGCGUGCAUCUGCCCACUUUGUCCAAAGUCACCAUCUUCCAGAACUGCGAGAACAGUCUGUUGGAGCAGCUGGUACUUAAACUCACCCCACAGGUGUACAGCCCGGGUGAAUACGUGUGCAAGAAGGGUGAUGUAGGCCAUGAGAUGUACAUAAUUAAAGAGGGUAAGCUGGCAGUGGUUGCAGAUGAUGGAGUCACUCAGUUUGCAGUCCUCGGGGAUGGAAACUUCUUUGGAGAAAUCAGCAUCCUAAAUAUCAAAGGUAACAAAUCAGGAAACAGACGAACGGCCAACAUUCGUAGCAUUGGAUACUCAGAUCUGUUCAGCCUAUCAAAAGAGGACUUGACAGAAACCCUUCUGGAAUACCCUGCUGCCAAGCGUCUGCUGGAGGAGAAGGGUCGGCAGAUCCUCACCAAAAUGGGGAUGCUAGAAGAGGCUGUCGAAGGGGAGGGAGAGGUGGAGAAAACAGAGGACAAGGUGAACCGCCUAGAGGGCAUCCUGGAGAUGCUGCAAACCAAACUGGCCCGGCUGAUCGCUGAACUGGAGUCCAGUGCCCGCAAAAUGAUGCAGCGAGUAGAUCAACUGGAACUGCAGACCGAAGGAUGGGAAGGCAUUGUGGCAGAAGGUGCACAGGUGGAGAUAGAGGAGAGGGCAAAAAUAAAAGAGAGGGAGAUUGGGGAUGGAGAGGGUGAAGGUGAAAGAGAGAAGGAGGAUAAAGAGGAGCCUUUGGUGGAAGGAGAGAGAGGAGAGGGUGAUGGAGGAGAGGAAAGCCUGGGAGAAAAGGACAAGAAUGUAGGAGGAAACGAGAUAAAUGAAGAAGAGAAAGAGGAGAAAGAAAUUAUAAAGACAGAAACACAGCAGGAUGAGAAAGAAGAUGAAAAGUAGGUAGAAAAUCUAUAAAAUAUCAUUUCUAUAGGUUUGAGGUCAGAGUGUUUAUUUAUUAAUUGCUUUAUUUAGCAAUGAUUCAUUAAGAUCAUUAAAAAGUGAAUACAUGUAGAAAAUGUACUUAUACAUGUAAAUAAUAAAUGUUUGUAUUCAAUCUUUUGAAUCAUCAAAGAAAAUACACAUACACAUAAACUAAAACAUAUAUUACAGUAUGAGUUGCACAAAAAUAAAAGAAUAUUGUAAUAAUGUUUCAGAAUAUUAUUUACUAUAUCUUAAACACAGUAAAAGCAAUAGAUUAAAAAAUAUUAAAAACCUCACUCCUCAGAUCAAACUUUAAAGACUAGAGUACUGCAGUUUAUCAUACAAUGCUUAUAAGAUUCUGACAUUUACAUCUGAAAGACAAUAUGUACUGUCAUGAGUGCAGUAUCCUGUGAUACAUUAAAGAAAAGUGUAUAAUAAU
This is a messenger RNA of Danio rerio (zebrafish), 2509 nucleotides long. NCBI's taxonomy places the organism in Eukaryota, Metazoa, Chordata, Actinopteri, Cypriniformes, Danionidae. The record is from RefSeq and is a predicted model, not a curated record.